This is a messenger RNA of Rhododendron vialii, 3188 nucleotides long. Its product is annotated as putative disease resistance RPP13-like protein 3. Gene Ontology annotation, molecular function: ADP binding. Bases 1310 to 2500 code for a protein of 396 amino acids. The record is from RefSeq and is a predicted model, not a curated record. Lineage: Eukaryota; Viridiplantae; Streptophyta; Magnoliopsida; Ericales; Ericaceae. Gene Ontology annotation, biological process: defense response to other organism. The transcript has 2 exons.
GAUUUACCCAACAAACAAACAAACACCUAGUUGCUGGAAAAAGAAACACAGUUUUAAUCCUCUGUCCAAAGAGAAAGCAUAUCUUAGUCCUGUUUUCGUUUUCCAGUUGUUGACAGCAGUGGGCGGUAAAUGUUUUCGAUCUGUUUUUUUCUUGGAAUUUAAACACAUCAGUUUCACUUGUUUCCAGGAAACGAAAAAUCGAAAACUGAAAACUACCAAACAGACAUAGUGAUUUAUAGUUUGUAAGUUAUCUAAUAAUACGUUCCACCGUAAUCUUCCAUGUGCUUGAUUUUUUCCGGUGAUUCAGGGCUAUAGAAGUGCAGGCAAGAUUUUCGCGAGUCAUUUCCAAGAGCCAAUGCCAAACAAAGAACUCAGCCAGUAUCUUACCUUGAUCGAUCUGUUCUCCCCACUCAAUCCCACUCCUUCAAUUUCUCCAGUAAGGAUACUGUACUUCAGGAAGUCCAUCAAAAGUGUGGGAGAAGCAAGGAACAUAAUCACAAAGGAUGGUUGAUGUUGUUGUCUCCUUUGUAGUGGAAAGACUCGGUGACCUUCUCAUCGAACAAGUUGUUCUUUUACGAGGAGUGAGAGAUGAUGUUAAAUGGCUGCAAGAAAAAUUGAAGUGGAUGUUGUCUUUCCUGAAAGAUGCAGAAGAAAAACAAGUUGUUGACCAUCGGAUGCGCCAAUGGAUAUCCGACAUUAGAGAUGUUGCUUAUGAUGCCGAGGAUAUUAUUGACAACUUCAUACUCAAAGUCGAAGAAGAGGGAGGGGCUACUCCAAAGAAGAAGAUGGGGUUAAAAGAUUGCUUCGAGAAGUAUUUCUGCAUUUGCAGCAAAAAAGCUAGCCUCAUUAAACAGGCAAAUCUUUAUGGUAUAGGAAAGGAAAUAAACACAUUGAAGGACAAGCUCAAUGAGAUCCAAAGAAAUAGGGAAAUUUUCAAUACUGGAAGUAUUGGUGAUGCAAGACUAGGAUCAGAUCGCAUGAAUGAGACAACAAAUUGGCUACGAAGAGAACGCCCAUAUGAAGAUAAUGAUCACGUUGUAGGCUUCAAGGAGGAUGCUGACAAACUGAUGUUUGAACUUAUCAGGGAAGUGAAAGAUCGAUAUGUGAUAUCAAUCGUGGGCACCGGAGGCUUGGGUAAGACAACUAUAGCUCGGAAGCUUUACAACACUCUUAGUUUGACAAAUAAAUUUGACUGCUAUGCUUGGGUUUCUGUGUCCAAUGAUUACAGCAUCCAAGAUCUUCUUCGAGCAACAAUAAAAUCUUUCAAAAAGGAAAUCACCACAGAGGAAUUCAAUCUUGUAGAGAGAAGAUGAAUAAAGAUGAUUUGGAGUCUUACGCAUGUGAUUACUUGAAAGGACGCCGAUACUUAGUGGUGCUUGAUGAUGUAUGGGACGUAAAUUCUUGGGAAAGCUUGAGGAGAGCCUUUCCCAAUGAGAAUAACGGAGAUAGAGUAAUCAUGACAACCCGAAACAAAGUUGUUGCUGAGCAUUGCGAUGAGAGGACAUAUGUUCAUGAGCUCCCAUUUUUUAAGGACGAAGAAAGUUGGGAGUUGUUUUGCAGUAAAGCAUUUCCUAACUACGACAACGAGAUUGGAAACAAAAAAAGUAGUUGCCUUCCAAGCUUGGAGAGUUCGGCAAGAGAGAUGCUCAGUAACUGUCGUGGCUUACCCCUGGCAAUAGUUGUAUUAGGUGGGCUAUUGCGAAGAAAAGAUCCUGACGAGUGGCCAAAGUUGAAAGAGCACAUUUGGUGCCAUGUAAGGGAUGACUCAAUUCAUGUUGAACAUAUAAUGGCUUUAAGUUUCAACGAUUUGCCAUAUUUCUUGAAAUCGUGCUUUCUUUACUUGGGUUUGUUUCCUGAAGACUUUGGAAUUGAUGCAGAGAGACUCUGUCGGUUGUGGGUGGCAGAGGGUUUCAUUAAACGAGACGAAGAACCUUUUGAAGAGAAAGCAGAGGCAUACCUGAAAGAGCUAAUCGAUAGAAGUUUGAUUCAAGUGGUAGAAAGAAACUGGAAGAGAAUCACAACAUGUCGAGUGCAUGAUUUACUCCGCGAUUUUGCAAUCGAAAAGUCAAAGGAGCUAAAUUUCCUUCAUAUCUAUGAGGGAUCACUCGCUCCCAGCAGUCGAAGACUAGCCUCUCAUUGUGGAUUUCAAAGGUUCGUUUCGUUGGAUCAUUCUGAUUCCCGACUGCGAACUCUCUUGUUUUUCAAUUUAGAAGGUGAAUCCAUGGAAAUAGCACAGUUACAGUCCUUAUGCAGGAAAUUGAGAUUAUUGAGAGUGCUAGAUCUUAAGGGCCUUCCAUUCAAUCCUCCUCAAGAGACAGAGAAGACAAGACUCCCUGAUGAAAUAGGAAAAUUAAUUCACUUAAGGUACCUGUCGUUACAUAGCACCAAACUAAAUGAGCUCUCACCAUUCAUAGGUAACUUGCAUGCCUUACAAACCCUGGAACUAAGUCAUGGCAGAGAUCCCACUCAGUUACCUGAUGAGAUAUGCAAAGCAAAGUAGUUGAGAUAUUUAGUUGGAAAUUUCAAGUGGACAAUUCGAGUGGACAAUUUGACAAAUCUUUGAACUCUCAAAGAGCUUUCGGUUGAGGGGCAGAUGGAAUUCAACUCAAUGGAUCUGAUCAAUCUUCACAAGCUUCAUGUAUGUUUUCAGGGAGAUGGCAGUAGGUUCACACUAGACACUAUUGGUGGUUUAAGAAGCCUCCAAUGCUUGGAUCUACAAGUUUUGCGAGGAGACUCUGAUUGGCCGUUUCCCACAUUGAUAUUGCACCCGCUUUCUCAGUGCCAACAUCUCGUCCAACUGAGGUUACAAAUCUUCAGGCAAUGGAAGUUGCCAACAGAGGUGCACGAGUUCCCACCGAAUCUCAAGUACCUCUACUUAGAUGCAAGCUAUCUCAGCGAUGAUCCUAUGCCGAUGUUGGAGAGACUUCCGAAAUUGAAAAUUCUCAUUUUUCUGGGUUAUUACGGAAAGAAUAUAUUGGCUUGCACUGCUAGAGGAUUCCCUCAACUCGAGAUCCUACAACUUAUGCAUGGUAAAUCGGCAGAGUUUCGAGUGGAAGAAGGGGGAAUGCCUGUGCUUAUGGGUUUCUUGUUAUUAAAAUUCCGCGUAAAUUCGAUCGCAGAUAGACUACGUCCCUAAACCGCACCCCCCUUUGGAUAUUUUUAAGUGGGCUUACUAAAGUAACACUACA